Entelurus aequoreus (snake pipefish) is the source of this 2868-nucleotide messenger RNA. It is a transcript of the gene armh3, whose product is annotated as armadillo like helical domain containing 3. The transcript has 26 exons. The record is from RefSeq and is a predicted model, not a curated record. Gene Ontology annotation, biological process: regulation of Golgi organization. The coding region runs from base 131 to 2200 and encodes 689 amino acids. Gene Ontology annotation, cellular component: cytosol. Lineage: Eukaryota; Metazoa; Chordata; Actinopteri; Syngnathiformes; Syngnathidae.
UGUUUGGGUGCAGGGACACUGUCGACCACUAGGGGGCUGGAGAGUUAGCAGCGUGCUAGCAGAAGCUAGUGCUGUGUGAAGGAUUUAUGAGCUACAAACACACUCCAUACAUUGAAAGUGAGGCCCAGUCAUGUCUCAGGUGGAGAAGAAGGCAGGUUUGCUGAGGAGGACGUCGUCCUCUAAGAAACCUCUAAAGGAGAAGGUGGUGUUGAUGUACGAUGAGAUCUUUGCAAAAGAAGACCCUGCUAAAAACAGCCCUCGCUUCUGGGAUGAGCUGUUUCUAAUGAAGGUGAACUUAGAGUACCUUGAGUCGAAGCUGGAGAGUGUCGAUGGCGAGGAGGUUCAGCGGAUCCAGGACAACAUUAACUCGUUGUUCCAUCACAGCGUUCAGGCUCUUGGAGAGGAGCAUCAGAUCAAAGUUGUCAAUGCUCUCCAGACUCUAUGUGCACUUUUUCGUGGGGUUCAUCAAAAGAACAAGUCGGCGUCUGGCUUUGACAUCAUUAAUAUGCUCAUGGGCUUUGACAAAGCCGAGCAAAGGAUGAAGGACUUAAUGGAAAGCCUGGAUAGCCUCCUUUGUGGAGAUGGUUCAGAAAGUCUAAAGAGCCUUUGUCUCAAACUUCUGCUGUGUCUGGUGACGGUAACCGACAAUAUCAGUCAGAAUACCAUCUUGGAAUAUGUGAUGAUCAAUAGCAUAUUUGAAGCCAUUCUGCAAAUUCUUUCAGAUGCGUCCAGUAGAGGGCAGCAUGGUUAUGAUGCUGUGGUUCUACUGGCCCUUUUGGUCAACUACAGAAAGUAUGAGUCUGUAAAUCCAUAUAUUGUGAAGCUCUCUAUCGUGGAUGAUGAGCCGACACUGGAUGGAAUGGGCAUGGUUGUUCACCAAGCUUUAACAGAAUAUAACAGGCAGUACAAAGACAAAGAAGAAGAGAACCAGGGUGGCUUCUUCUCUACCCUCACUAGUAUGGUGGGCAACAUGUUUAUAGCAGAUGCAGAUGAGAAGCUCUCAGUGCAGACCAAUGAAGCAAUUUUGCUGGCGCUGUAUGAAGCUGUGCACCUUAACCGCAACUUCAUCACUGUAUUAGCACAGAGCCACCCUGAGAUUGACAUUGUUGUGACCCCUGUCAGCCCCGCUCCAACCACACCAACAACACCACUUGGCACAACGCCACCCUCCCUAGACAUGAUGAACAACCCUGAGCUACCACUAGAUCCAAACCUGCAGACGAGCAACCUUCUCAUCACCUUCCUCAAGUACGCAUCAAUUGUAAUGCAGGAUACUAAAGAUGAACAUCGUCUGAACAGUGCCAGACUAUGCCUAAUCAUCCUCACAUGUAUAGCUGAAGACCAGUAUGCUGAUGCCUUUCUGCAUGAUGACAAUAUCAACUUCAGGGUCAGUCUACAUAAAAUGCCCAUGAGGCACAGAAAAAAAGCAGUGGACAAGAACAUCCCUUCUAGGCCACUGGUGUGUGCAGUGCUAGAUUUGAUGGUAGAAUUUGUCGUCACACAUAUGAUGAAAGAAUUUCCCAUGGAUUUAUACUUGCGCUGUGUUCAGAUCAUUCAUAAACUCCUCUGCUACCAGAAGAAGUGUCGGAUCAGGUUACACUACACUUGGAGAGAGCUCUGGUCAGCAUUAAUCAACCUGCUCAAGUUUCUCCUGUCAAAUGAAACCACACUGCUGUCCAAGCACAACAUUUUUCAGCUGGCUCUCCUGGUGGUAAACCUGUUCAACAUGUUCAUCACAUACGGCGACACAUUUCUGCCCACUUCCAACAGCUAUGACGAACUCUACUAUGAGGUUGUACGAAUGCACCAAGUUUUCGACAACCUCUACUGUAUGGUGCUGAGAGUGUCAACAAACACCGGCCAGUGGAAGGAAGCUGCCAGUAAAGUCACACAUGCCCUUAUUAACAUUCGGGCGAUCAUAAACCAUUUUAAUCCGAAGAUUGAAUCGUAUGCUUCUGUGAACCACAUCUCCCAACUGUCAGAGGAGCAGGUGUUGGAGGUGGUGCGCUCCAACUAUGACACGCUGACACUCAAACUGCAGGAUGGUCUGGACCAGUUUGAGAGAUACUCAGAGCAGCCCAAAGAAGCGGCUUUCUUCAAGGAGCUGGUACGCUCCAUCAGCCUGAAUGUGAGGAAGAACGUGUCUCUGAACACGUUGAGUCAGGAUGUUCUCCUCAAAGAAUUCUCCACCAUCUCCUGAGAGGUGAACAUAGACCUUCAUCCACAUGUAACGUACAGUACAUGAUCAUGUCCUGUACAUGCAGCACAUGUUAUAUGCACACAGUGGACGGUGUCGUCUUCAUUUCUCCUCUACUGCCCCUCUCGGACUAUACUCUGCAAGGCUGGAAGCUCCAUCACUACGACGACGCUGGUGCGUGUGCGUGUUCUUGCACUGGUUCCUGGUUUGCAAGCUGCAAUACUGGCUGGACUGUUAACAGACGUGAAUGUUUGUAUUCCAAAUAGUACAACGACAAUGUCUUUUUAACCUAAUGUUAGUAACUUCUGCUGUGUAAGUGAUUGAUGUGUAAUUUAUUUCUUCUCUUUGCCAUUUCUGACAGAGUGACACUUCAUUGUCACUUUGUAUGAAAAACUUCGACUUUUUUUUCCCAUGUAGCGGAACCAUUGUGAGAACGUUAACUUAGUCGCACGUUCAAUAAAAAUUCAGUAUUUUAAAUAAACACACUUUGCUAAUGGAUUGUUGUGACCAGUGAAGAAGUGAUUAAAAAGGAAGCCGUGACAAACUACUGUAUGCUGUUUCCUGCUUCACUUAAACAGAACUUUUUUUUUUUUUGCUUAAUAUGUCUGUAAUAUUGCCACAAAGAUUUAUACCUACUAAAUAAUAAAAAUGUACAAUACAUUUUUCAUUUA